Molecule: messenger RNA, 3877 nt
Organism: Tribolium castaneum (red flour beetle)
Lineage: Eukaryota; Metazoa; Arthropoda; Insecta; Coleoptera; Tenebrionidae
Gene: dlg1
Product: discs large 1
Exons: 21
Coding region: 266-3301 (1011 amino acids)
Biological process (GO): receptor localization to synapse; chemical synaptic transmission; cell-cell adhesion
Cellular component (GO): neuromuscular junction; postsynaptic density membrane; basolateral plasma membrane
Molecular function (GO): kinase binding
Source: RefSeq, a predicted model, not a curated record
CGUUCCAUGACUGGUGCACUGAAGAGGUACCUGUUGAAAAACGAAACUUUGCAGUGACAUUUCGUGCGCCGAUACAUUUAGCUGAUGUUUAGAGGACUCUUGGCGAAGUUUGUGUGGUGCGAGUGAUUGUGUUAGGUGGAGUUUUACUUCUUUGCUUGGGUCGCUUCGGCGAUGGGUGGGCUGUAGGAAAGCCUGAACCGGCGCUAUUAGGUAGUGAUGUCUCGGAGACGGGGGCGGUGCUGACGUUCCCGUCUCGUAGUAGGGCAUGUGUGUCAAAGACGAGAGGCGCAUCCUAAGAGGACUCAGGUAUGACCAGGUUUGUGCCAUGAGGCGGCCGACCGCCGGCAUGGCUCUCUUCGGCAUGGUGUGGCUGUUGCGCGUGCGCUCCGAGAUGAAGCGCUGUGCGAAAUGCCGGCGCCAGGAGGUCCUCCACGCUGAGGAACGGGCGUCGGCCUCCACCUUCUUCACCAUAGACGCGCCCUCGGCUAUGCCUUCGACGGGAACCGCAAGUCCGGGACCCCUAGCUCCCACCACCUACUGCGAAGUUCACGGAUACAAUCUACCCAAAGAAGAUAUACAAGAAUUUUACGAACUCACCCUCCUUGACGAAACCAAGUCGGUUCAAGAAAAAACCGCCGAAACCAUUCGCAUCGCCAACAAAUGGGAAACCAGUGAUGGGCCUAUAGCCUCAUACACCAACAAUGAUGGUGGUACGACAAUUCCCAACGUUCUCCACGGCCAGUCCGCCAGCAGGGAGAAUUUAUCGUAUAUUCAGAAAUCCCGCUAUGCAGAGGAGGAAAUGCCGCCCCCGCCUUCGCCCCCACUGCUCCGCGAGACAGUGAUCCACGACAAUGUCUCUCGCCAAGGAUCCCUGGAACGAGGUGGCCGCAGAAAAAGCUCAAUAGACAGGGAUCAAAUCAUCAAAGAAACACACAAGCCGGGAAACGACAGCUGGCAAGGCAACGACAGCGAUCAGGCGCACUCUCCUUUGUUGGGCUCUGGCGACACCAAACCUGUAAACGGCGACGAUGAGUGGGAGUACGAGGAAAUCAUUUUGGAAAGGGGUGGCGCCGGCUUGGGUUUCAGCAUCGCCGGAGGCACGGACAACCCCCACAUCGGCGACGACACUGCGAUUUAUAUCACUAAACUCAUACCUGGGGGAGCGGCGUCGGCGGACGGCCGACUCCGGGUGAACGAUUCGAUUUUAUCGGUCAACGACGUCCCCGUCGUCGAUGUCCCCCACGCCAGCGCCGUCGAGGCCCUCAAGAAGGCCGGCAACACAGUCAAAUUAUGCGUGCGACGCCGGCGACAACCUCGCAACAUGAGACUGAUGGAGAUCGAGUUGGUAAAAGGCAACAAAGGUCUCGGCUUUAGCAUUGCCGGUGGCAUUGGCAAUCAGCACAUCCCCGGUGAUAACGGCAUUUAUGUCACUAAAGUGAUGGAGGGUGGUGCUGCUCAAGUGGAUGGUCGUCUCCUUGUUGGCGAUAAACUCGUCGCAGUCAGGGACGCUGUCAAAGGCGAAGUUAACCUGGAGAAUGUCACCCAUGAGGACGCCGUCACUACGCUCAAAACAACGCAGGACAGGGUUGUGCUCGUCGUCGCCAAACCAGACAGUGCCUUUAAUGCUCCCGCAUCUGAUACUUCCUACUCGCCGCAAUUGUCUACGAAGGCAUCAAACGCGUACCCCGAGUCGAUUCACUCAUCAAACCUCGCACUUCACCAUCCACCCUCAACACCAAGGGCUGUCAGCCAGGAGGAUGUAUCUCGAGAAGUGCGCACUGUGAUACUACAAAAAGGAGGCUCCGGUUUGGGUUUUAACAUUGUGGGAGGUGAAGACGGAGAAGGAAUCUUCAUAUCAUUCAUUCUGGCUGGAGGUCCGGCCGAUUUGAGUGGUGAAUUGCGUCGAGGCGAUCAAAUACUCAGCGUGAACGGCGUCAACCUACGAAAUGCCACUCACGAAGAAGCCGCUCAAACUCUCAAAGGAACGAGUUCGACGGUCACAAUGGUGGUGCAGUACAGACCCGAGGAGUACAACCGCUUCGAGGCCAAAAUCCAUGACUUGAAACAGCAAAUCUCGCAUCCCGUCACGGGAACUCUACUUAGGACAUCACAGAAACGCUCUCUCUACGUCAGAGCUCUGUUCGAUUAUGAUCCGAUGAAAGACGACGGGUUGCCGAGCCGGGGACUCGCUUUUCAUUAUGGGGAUAUCCUACAUGUGACGAAUGCCAGUGAUGAUGAGUGGUGGCAGGCGCGGAGGGUACUUAACACGGGGGAUGAACAGGGUAUGGGGAUUGUUCCGUCGAAGAGGAGGUGGGAGAGGAAGCAAAGGGCGAGGGAUCGCUCGGUUAAGUUCCAAGGACACAUGCCCAACAUUAUGGAUAAGCAAUCGACAUUAGAUAGGAAAAAGAAAAACUUCUCGUUUAGUAGAAAGUUCCCCUUCAUGAAAAGUAAAGACGACAAGUCGGAAGACGGCUCAGAUCAAGAACACUCUCCUUCUGCCACUCCUAACUCUGCUAAUGAUAAUGAACGAAAUCCCUCAUCGUUCAUGUUAUGCUACACCCAGGAGGACGCCAAUGCUGAAGGUGAAAUAUUAUAUCGGGUUGAGCUACCUUACAUGGAAGAGAUCACGUUAAUUUAUCUGGAGAAUAAUGAUAAUAAUGACGACUAUAGCAAUGAGGAAAAUGUACUCUCAUACGAACCUGUCCAGCAGAUGGCAAUCAAUUACACGAGGCCGGUUAUUAUUUUGGGGCCUCUCAAAGACCGCAUUAACGACGACCUCAUUUCCGAAUUCCCCGACAAGUUCGGAAGUUGUGUCCCACAUACGACUAGGCCCAAGCGGGAGUACGAAGUUGACGCAAGGGAUUAUCAUUUUGUCAGCUCGAGGGAACAGAUGGAGAAGGACAUACAAAAUCACCUGUUCAUAGAAGCGGGACAAUAUAAUGAUAAUUUGUACGGAACCUCGGUCGCCUCAGUUAGGGAGGUGGCAGAUAAGGGCAAACACUGCAUUUUGGACGUAAGUGGCAAUGCAAUCAAGAGGCUACAAGUCGCUCAACUCUUCCCUAUUGCUAUUUUCAUCAAACCCAAAUCGGUCGAAUCAAUUAUGGAAAUGAAUAAGAGAAUGACGGAGGAACAAGCAAAGAAAACAUUCGAAAGAUCUCUCAAGAUGGAGCAAGAGUUUGGGGAAUAUUUCACAGCGGUGGUGCAAGGAGAUACGCCUGAAGACAUCUACGAGCAAGUGAAAGAAGUAAUCAAGGAGCAGUCGGGUCCAACAAUUUGGGUGCCAACGAAGGAAAAACUGUGACAAACGGCCCCUCCAGUGUGGACGCUGCCAUCGCGCUCACGGCUGCACUGAACAGUUUUGCGAAAAAUAGACACAUUCUGUUGUUAUGUGCGGUGCCUCCUAAUGCGUGCUUACAAGACCAGCUCAUUCAUUAAUCAUACCUUUAUUAUUGCCCAAAUUGUUGAUAAUGACAAAUACAAGAGUAGUUAUGAAUUUAAAGUAAUCUUAGUGUAUGGUGCGGCGGUGAGAGAAACACCCGCAAAGCUUGUAUAGAUGUGGAUAACCUCCGAGCCCUUAUUUCAUUAUUAAAAAUGCACUUGUGUUACUUAAUGAAUUAAUCUAUGAUGAAUAAGCAUAAUAGUCAAAUCUUGAAAUCGUUUAUAAUAUAAUUAGCCAAUUGUUAUUUGACUUUUAGGUAGUUUUAUCAAUGUUUUUUGUAGUGUACGAUGUAUAUUUAAUAUAAAGGUUUCCCUGCCAAUAAGUUAAAUUGUAUAUACACAAAUGAUAUAUGUGUAGUAUAUAACAGAAAUCUGUUAUUGUUAUUUGAGACAAGUUGUGACCUAACUUAUUUGAGUUAAUAAAAGAAAUUUUACUAAA